This is a messenger RNA of Ipomoea nil (Japanese morning glory), 342 nucleotides long. RefSeq names its product rRNA 2'-O-methyltransferase fibrillarin-like. Lineage: Eukaryota; Viridiplantae; Streptophyta; Magnoliopsida; Solanales; Convolvulaceae. The record is from RefSeq and is a predicted model, not a curated record. The annotation marks the transcript as partial. The transcript has a single exon.
AUGGAACAAGGGAGGCAAGGGAAGGCGGCAAAAAGGGAGCCGGAACGGCGGGAAAAGGAGGGCGCGGAGGGCGGGGCACGGGGGCCCAGGCCCGAACCCGGCGGCGGGGCGGCGGACGGCGCGAGCGGCGACCGCGGCGAGAGCGGGGCGCCGCGGGCCGGCCGGGGGACGGACGGGAACGGGCGCGGCGGGGGGCCGGCCCCGGGCGGCCGAACAGCCAACGCAGAACGGGGACGGACAAGGGAAGCCGACGGUGGAAGGAAAACAAAGCAGGGCGAGGGGCCCGGCGGAGGCAACGCAAGGGGAGGGCGCCCAGGGCGCGGAAGGGCAAAGGGAAGAAAG